AGCCAUGGAAACUGGCAGCAUCCUCGCGCUGAUCAGCGGCUCAGAGCGCGCAUGGAAUUCAGCGUCUUCAAAAUGGCGAUAGGACGACCAGCACUCCUCCUGCUGCCGCUGCUCUGCUCGCUCUGUUGCAUCACAACAUUUGCUGUCAUACUCAGAACUACAGAUAAAGAUGUAUGGGCCAAUGAAUUUGAGCCAAUUGAAUUGACCUGCUUGAUAGAGUCCAUAUCUACAAACAACCCUAGAAUUGAAUGGAAGAAGAUUAAAAACGGGGUCCCCAGUUAUGUGUACUUCCAAAACAAAAUAUCAGGUGAUUUAGAGAACAGGGCGAUAUUGAGAGAGCCGGCAAACCUGCUGAUCCGGAAUGCCAGCAGAUCAGACAGUGCAUUGUAUCGCUGUGAGGUGGCUGCCAUCGAUGACCAGAAACCCUUUGAUGAAAUACUUAUCAGCCUGGCUGUGAGAGUGAAGCCAGUGGUGCCAAGAUGCAGUGUGCCAGAGUCCAUCACUGUGGGCUCGUCCACAGAGCUGCGGUGCGUGGAGAAUGAGGGAUACCCUCCAUCUCAGUACCAGUGGUUCCGCAACAGUGAGGAGCUGCCUGAAGACCCCAAAAGCAGCACCCGCUUCUCCAACUCUUCAUAUAUCAUGAAUACAGACACGGGCACACUGAAAUUUAGGAUAGUGAAGAAGGAGGAUGCAGGCGAGUACCACUGCCAGGCCAGAAAUGAGGCUGGCUACUCAAAAUGCGAGCCACAGCUUAUGGAAGUCUAUGAUCCUGAUAUCAUGGGGAUUUCCUUAAAGGUUUUGGCAGGAGUGGCUGCGCUCAUCUUUGUUACAGUGGGGCUCUGUCACGCUCAGAAACACGGCUACUGUUCCUGCAAGGACCACAGAGAAAACGAUUAUAAAGUCCCUCAACACAGCAGUCCAAUGGACUAUGUCAGUGCAGAUGAGGGGCAUUUCCGCCACAAGUCCUCUUUUGUCAUAUGAUUGGGAAGUGAAACCGAAGACACAAGAGAGCCACAAGCUUUGACUUUGUGAGCGUUGUGCCACACAUACGAGCUACCACAUUGUGCAUUUUUUUCAGAGGUGCGGAAACAUAUACUUCUUAGCUUGCCAAAGUUAUUAUCGAAACAGACAAUUAAAGUGUUACAAUCCUCUGGGGAAGUUUUACUCCCUUUAUUUUAAAGUUCAUAAAGGACUUUGAACCAGAUUUACUCAGCAACUCGCAGUCUGUACACUUUAUAAGAUCCUGUAUGAGACUGUCUUGUGAAUUACACUUGUAUUUGUAGAUAUAAAAAAAAUGUCCUGCCAAGAAAGAUGACAUAAGUUCGAGAAGGUUUAAAAGAAUGUUUUCUUAUGGAUAAAGUCAUGGAGCCGUAGUUCAAAACCCAUACAGCCACAGACAAAGUUUACAACCCAGCAGUCUUUCAAGAACAGUGAGCAUGAAUGAUGAGAUGACUGUAUGGUUGAAGAAUGUGCAGAGCAAAAGGCCAAGAAACUAUUGCGACACUAAAUUAAAGCACAGAUUGUGCUGAUUUGUGAAGCCUAAAUUACACUGAGCUUCUGCUGCAUCCUGCUACGUAAAACUGGCCAAACUGUCAGAGCACCACAGAGAAUGGUUCAAUCAGUUAGCACGCUAAAUACCACACUCUGUUCAGACACACUGAAUCUUGACUCAAGUCAAAGCCAGUGUGUUUGUGUGCGUAUACAAUGCCAUGCCAUGACUGUUUGACGUGGGUCACUUUUUGAUAUUACGGAUGUCGUGGGACGUUAUGUGUUGAUGUUUUAGUGCUAGUUGUAUAGGUUGUAAAUUAAGAUUUCGUUUGAGGUUGAAUCAAAAGUCUUUGUAAAGUCUAUAGACUUGGUUGUGCUAAACGACACAAACAUUAUUUCACUUCAUUUUUUGAAAUAAUCUUAUAGAUGCAGAUGAUGCACUUAAGGUUUGUUCAGAGUGUUUUCUCUGUUGAAGUGACCUUCUAUACUUUAUAAUUGUUUAUACAUAUAUUUUUGGACAUAUUGUCCAGGUUUUUUGACUGUGUUAUUGUUUUCAUCUGUUUUGUGGUAUGUGGUUGCAUUGAAGUACACUCAGAUGAACUUGCUGGAAAGAUUGUGGGCCAUGACAAAUAAAUAAUAGUAAGGGUUCAGUAAUUUCAAUUUUUUGUUGAUUUUUGGUAUUUUUGUCCCCGUACAUUCUAAUUGUUAAGUAUCAGACUAGAUAUUCCAUCACAGUAUUACUUAUUUCCCAGGAGGCUGUUUUUUCUAACUGUGAUCAGUGCACCUGAGACUUUGCCAACAACUGUAAUGUUGUAUAGCUUAGCUUUUCUACUCAAAAGAAGCUAUUAUCGACUGUUACCUUUUAAAGUUGUCUUACAUUGUUACGGUAAAACCAAUAAUAGUCUUCCAUCAUGGCACGUACCACUGUCUAAGAAGCAGCACUACAGACUGUUUGAUAUGAAUACGGUAAAUGAAUACUGUAAAUAUGCACCAAGAAAAGGAUUUUGGCCUGUGUUCAGUCAGUGCAGUGUGGAUAUUUCUAAAAUUGGACUUUUCGAGCUUCAACCAAAUCCGCCGUGUUGUUCAUACCACAACAUACAACUAUGGUAUGUUUGAUCUAUUCAUGUUGGAGUUUCUAUUGGAGAAUAAGCUUGAAUAUGCAUGACUAAGUAGAAUGAUGCCAGAUGAAUUACUUAAAACACAUGCUUACAGUUAUUUAUUAAGAACAUAGAAAUCUAUAUAUACAGUAUAUAAUCUCACCACAACUGCCUGUUUGAUACUAAAAGAUUUUGGUGUGUAUUACCAGAGUAUUAGAAUAUUUAUCACCCUCUUCUUAACCACUGUGUGCCAGUUUUAUGGACCAUACUGGUAAAGUUGGAUAUGCUGCUUGAUAUUGCAUAUUUGGCCUAAAAGGUGCAUUAUCGGCCAAAUCCAUUCCACAGUUAUUUCAAUCAUUUAUCGAUUUGAAACAAUAAACACUACAACAAAAGAUAGUGUGACAUUCCAGUACAAUUAAAUGUUGAAUGUGCAUCAUUUAACUGUGUAACAAAAUCACAAGCUCAGCUGUUGUCUGGUUAAUUUUGUCAGUAAUGUGUAUUAUUUCAUGUGCUGUUAGAAGAAAAAAACAGUUGUAUCAUAAUAUAUAGGCCUACGAAUAGCAUUAAACCAUUGUAAAACUAAUAUGUAUUCAGUCUCUGUACAGUCUAAUUCUAAUAUUACUCAGGAACUGUUUAAAAGAAGUGGCCGUUUCUGUAUGUUGUGAAAGCUUAAGUUUUCCUUUUAUUUUCAUUUUAAUAAUAAAGACAUUAUUGUAUUUGAA
Colossoma macropomum (tambaqui) is the source of this 3307-nucleotide messenger RNA. It is a transcript of the gene jam3a, whose product is annotated as junctional adhesion molecule 3a. Gene Ontology annotation, molecular function: protein heterodimerization activity; protein homodimerization activity. Gene Ontology annotation, biological process: angiogenesis; cell adhesion. NCBI's taxonomy places the organism in Eukaryota, Metazoa, Chordata, Actinopteri, Characiformes, Serrasalmidae. The record is from RefSeq and is a predicted model, not a curated record. The transcript is spliced from 9 exons. Bases 52 to 981 code for a protein of 309 amino acids.